AUUUGUUCUUCAGCUGCGCAUGAAAUAUGCAUCGCAAGUACCUACCUCCGCGGCGACCGCGAGGAUUAUAUAUUUGAUACUAGGAUACUGCGAGUCCAAGCUAUGGUGUUGGAAUAAGGUAGAUUGUGGCUUGGUCACUGACAUCAUGGAUAUUCAAUUUCGAGCUAGGCCCGCAGGUCUCAGAUCGGAUAUAAAUGACACAUCACAUCACGACAGCGUCAGGUGUUAUCGUUUGUUUGCCAUUCUUCAGUGUGGAACGUCAACAGCGAAAAAAUGGCUGCUAUGAAGCCAAGGGUGAUUUACUGGUUCCGAACCGACCUUCGUCUCCAUGACUCGCCCGCGUUGAAAGCUGCCCUUGACCUAGAACCUGAAGUGCUCUGGCCUAUCUUCACAUGGGACCCUCACUAUGUUUAUCAUGUCAAAGCCAGCCCAAAUAGAUGGCAAUACAUACUUGAUUGCCAGCAAGAUCUUUCGGAUUCGAUUCGGAAGCUCAACUCAAAGUCCAAACUCUUUGUGAUUAGGGAGGCCCCUCAGACUCUAUUCCCAAAAUUGUUUUCUGCUUGGAAGGCUACACAUCUUGUGUUUGAGAGAGACACCGAUGCUUACGCACGGGAAAGAGACAAGGUGGUCACCGAUGCAGCUAAGAAGGCCGGAGUCGAAGUCAUAACGCGUUACGGUAGAACGCUUUGGGAUAGCGAUGAAAUUGUUGCGAAGAAUGGAGGCAAACCUACGAUGUCUAUUACCCAGCUUCAAGCCGUUGGUCAGAAAGUUGGGGAGAUCCCAAAACCAAUUCCUGCGCCAGUUCACUUCCCAGAUCCCGGAGAGAUGCCCAUUAACUUCAGCCAAGAGCCAACUUCAAAAACAGACGAUCUAAAUGCUUCUUACCGACGCAAGGUGGAUAAUACUUACAGAAGCAUUGCCGGCCCCAAGGGCGACUUCGCUGUUGAGACACUAGAGGAGCUUGGUUUUCCAGCAGCUACUACGCCACACCGAGGCGGCGAGACUUUGGCACUGCAACAGCUUGAUAAAGUGAUGGCCGACGAAAAAUAUGCCGCUACUUUUAGAAAACCCAAGACAAGCCCGGCUUCCAUAGAACCAGCUACAACUCUUCUCUCGCCUAACUUACACUUCGGUGCUCUAUCCCCUCGACUCUUUUACUGGCGUGCCAUGGAGGUGGUUGAGAAGUAUGGUAAAGGGGCUUCGCUACCACCAGAAAGUUUAACGGGUCAGCUUUUAUUUCGUGACAUGUAUUUUGCGGCACAGGCAGCGAUCGGUUCUCCGUAUAUACAGACACUGAAUAACCCCUAUGUUCGAUUUAUUCCUUGGCACCUACCAUCGGAAUAUGAUGAUGCAGACAUGGCUAUUAGUGGCAAGUAUCACGUCGACUCGCCACAAGCUGACAAGUGGUUCCGACGGUGGAAAGCCGGGGUUACAGGAUUCCCUUUCGUGGACGCUCUUAUGCGCCAGCUACGUAUUGAAGGAUGGAUCCACCACUUAGGUCGUCAUCUGGUCGCGUGUUUUCUGACAAGGGGUGGUUGUUAUGUGCACUGGGAGCGAGGCGCCGACGUGUUCGAGGAGCUACUGAUCGAUCACGAGCCAGCCUCGAAUGCUGGAAACUGGCAGUGGUUAAGCUGCACAGCCUUCUUUUCGCAGUAUUACCGGUGCUACAGCCCAGUAGCAUUCGGACAGAAGUGGGACAAAAAUGGCGACUUCAUUCGCAAGUGGGUGCCCGAAUUAAAACAUCUGGAUGCAAAGUAUAUCUACGAGCCUUGGAAAGCGACCCAGGCAGCGCUUGAUGACGCUGGUGUACAGAUUGAAGGGGACGGCUUGAGCGAUGACGGGAAGGAUGGCAUAUACCCAGUGGCCAUGUUUGAUUUCAAAGAGAGGAAAAGCAUCUGUCUUGCUGCAAUGAAGCGUGCUUUUACGAUUGGCCUCCACGGAAACGAUGAAGCGGUUAAGAAUGGAUCGUGGAAGCAGCUGUUUGAGAAAGCAGGAGAAACAGAGAUGGAAGGACGCGAUGGAAUGAAUGGCUCUGACGACGACGAGGAUGGAGGAGAGCACGCCGACGAUGAUGACGACGAACUGAGGCAUAACCUGAAGGGUCGCAAUAGUGGCAAGCACCCAAGAAGCAAGAGUAGUACUGUUAAAGAAGGGCCGAUGGACCGACAUGUGAAGAAGCUGAAAGCCUAAGUCUGCUUCUUCUUGGGUGUAUGCAGUACGCUCAAUACCUCAGCGCUCUCCAUACAGGCAGGAGUAAUAAAUAUCUAGAUUUAUUCUUCUUUAUUCGCAUACCAGGCUUCCAUCUUAGGAGAAGAGCGGAGUAGAGAUCAUUAUGCAGGGAAAUCAGGUGGUUAUUUCUGGUCUGAAGGGUUGGCUGGCACAGGCUCUUCCUUCUGCAUAGAUAUCUGUACAUAGGUCGACCGCUUAAGGCAGCUCGUGCCUUCAUGAUGGCCCGAAUAGCCCCGUAGAUUCCUAGUGAUGUUGGGCCAUUAACGUUGGAACUCAUAAGAGCGAGUUUCUUACUUCA
Messenger RNA from Xylaria bambusicola, 2527 nucleotides. Its product is annotated as DNA photolyase. Gene Ontology annotation, cellular component: cytoplasm; nucleus. Gene Ontology annotation, biological process: entrainment of circadian clock by photoperiod; circadian regulation of gene expression. NCBI's taxonomy places the organism in Eukaryota, Fungi, Ascomycota, Sordariomycetes, Xylariales, Xylariaceae. The record is from RefSeq and is a predicted model, not a curated record. The coding region runs from base 274 to 2190 and encodes 638 amino acids. Gene Ontology annotation, molecular function: FAD binding; DNA binding. The transcript has 2 exons.